This is a messenger RNA of Eurytemora carolleeae, 483 nucleotides long. Its product is annotated as snake venom metalloprotease inhibitor 02A10-like. Lineage: Eukaryota; Metazoa; Arthropoda; Copepoda; Calanoida; Temoridae. Bases 1 to 483 code for a protein of 160 amino acids. The record is from RefSeq and is a predicted model, not a curated record. The transcript is spliced from 2 exons.
AUGGUGGACAACAGGAGUAGCAUGAUAAGGAGCGGCAUGGUAAACAGGGGCGGCAUGGUAGGAAGCAGAGGCAUAUCCAGCACUAUGGGGAACAGCAACAGAUUUACCCCAGAUAUACCCCAGAUAUACCUCAGAUAUACUCCAGAUAUACCACAGAUUUACCCCCGAUAUACCUCAGAUAUACCCCAGAUUUACCCCAGAUUUACCCCAGAUAUACCUCAGAUAUACCCCAGAUAUACCCCAGUUAUACCUCAGAUAUACUCCAGAUAUACCACAGAUUUACCCCAGAUAUACCUCAGAUAUACCCCAGAUAUACCCCAGUUAUACCUCAGAUAUACUCCAGAUAUACCACAGAUUUACCCCAGAUAUACCUCAGAUAUACCCCAGAUAUACCCCAGUUAUACCUCAGAUAUACUCCAGAUAUACCACAGAUUUACCCCAGAUAUACCUCAGAUAUACCCCAGAUAUAACCCCGUCAAAUAA